CGCACCGGAUGAUGCCCCCGCGGGGGGCGGCGGGUUCCUGCCGCCGGCGGCGCCUGGCGCCCCUCAACGAGGACAACGGGCGGUUCCUGCUGCUGGCCGCCCUUAUCGCGGCGUACCUGAGCGCCGGCGCCACCGUCUUCUCGGCCCUCGAAAGCCCGUCGGAGGCGGCGGCGCAGCUCCGCUGGAACCGGACCCUGCACAACUUCAGCCGCAUCUUCAACAUCAGCCUGCCGGAGCUGCGCGCCUUCCUGCGGAGCUACGAGGCUGCCAUGGCCGCGGGCAUCCGCGUCGACGCCCUGCGGCCCCGCUGGGACUUCCCCGGCGCCUUCUACUUCGUGGGCACUGUCGUCUCCACCAUAGGUUUUGGAAUGACCACGCCAGCAACUGUGGCUGGCAAAGUAUUCCUCAUCAUUUAUGGCCUUUUUGGGUGUGCUGGGACUAUCCUUUUCUUCAACCUCUUCUUGGAGCGAAUUAUCUCUCUGCUGGCGUUUAUCAUGAAGGCGUGCUACGAGAGACAGCUGCGAAGAAGUGGUCUCCUACCUCCCAACUUCCGCAGGGGGCCAGCUAUGGCUGGGGUGGGCAGCCUGGUGGGGUGGAAGCCAUCCGUGUACCACGUGCUGCUGAUCCUGGGAAUCUUUGCCGUUACCAUUUCCUGCUGCGCCUCCGCCAUGUACACAGCGGUGGAAGGGUGGAACUACGUCGACUCUUUGUACUAUUGCUUUGUCACCUUCAGCACCAUCGGCUUCGGAGAUUUGGUAAGCAGCCAGAACGCUGCCUACCAAAAUCAGGGAUUAUACAGAUUCGGGAACUUUGUCUUUAUAUUGAUGGGGGUAUGUUGCAUAUACUCUCUUUUUAAUGUCAUCUCGAUCUUAAUCAAGCAAGUGUUGAACUGGGUGUUGAAAAAAUUGGAAUGCAGUUGUUGCCCCAAGUGCCGUAAAUCCAGCGCCCGCCUGGGCCGCCGCAACGCCAUCACCCCGGGAGCACGCCUGCGCCGGCGUAACAUCUCCAUGGACACCGAAGGACAGUAUGACAGCGACACCGAAGGCAGGAGACUCUCUGGAGAGAUGAUCUCCAUGAGGGAACUCACAGCCUCCAAUAAAGUCUCCUUGGCCAUUUUGCAAAAGCAGUUGUCCGAGACGGCCAACGGCUACCCGAGGAACGUUUGUAUCAAUACGAGACAGAAUGGUUUCUCUGCAGGGGUGGGGGCUCUAGCCAUCAUGAACAACCGCUUGGCAGAAACGAGUGAUUCUAGGUAGAGUUUUUUGACAUUGCUUUUGUUUCUCAAAAACAACAACAAAACACAACCACACACAACAAACCAAAACCCCAAAUACAAAUGGUGUUUAAAGGGUAAGCUUUUGGUUCAGAGACAGCCAUUUGGAAAGCUUUCAGUUCAGAGACAGCCAUUGGGCAUUCAGCAUUUUAGUUCUGGAGCGGC
Molecule: messenger RNA, 1438 nt
Organism: Dryobates pubescens (Downy woodpecker)
Lineage: Eukaryota; Metazoa; Chordata; Aves; Piciformes; Picidae
Gene: KCNK12
Product: potassium two pore domain channel subfamily K member 12
Exons: 2
Coding region: 9-1256 (415 amino acids)
Biological process (GO): potassium ion transmembrane transport; stabilization of membrane potential
Cellular component (GO): membrane
Molecular function (GO): potassium ion leak channel activity
Source: RefSeq, a predicted model, not a curated record